AUGGAAAGAAGUGACAAUUACAGGGAUGAUCCUCACAUGCCAGGGCGCAUUGUUUUUGCGUGUGAUGCGACUAAAGAUCGCAAUAAGCAGGAGUUCAAGAACACGAUUAGUAAUAUCAGGAUGCAAGGUGGGAUAAUUAAAGCAGGGGAUAAAAUUACCGUUCUUGGGGUUGUACACAAAAUCCUACACCCCAUGGGUUACCAAAUGAAAAUAGGUCACGGGCCUUUCUUUGGAACACAUGUCCGUGCAAUGGAAGAAGAAUUCUCGAGAAAAAUUGAUUCUUAUGUGAGCAUGCUCCAUCAUAGUGCUGAAGAAUGUGAAGCUGAUGGGGUUGAAAUUGAAGCCAAGAUUACUAUUGGAGGUCCAAUGAAGAUGGUUGUUGCAAAAGAAGUUGCAACUUCCAAUGCAACCUGGGUUGUACUUGAUAGGCACCUAAGAAAGGAGUUGAAAUAUUAUGUUAAACACACCCCUUGCAAGGUUGCACUGGUUCUUGAUGACUUAUCAUUGGAGGUUUUGAGGCCAUAUUCUUCUAAAAAGGAUGUUGGAAAUAUUGAAUAUACACUGUUUUACUCGCUAUCCAAGCCUGUCGAGCCACUAUCUGAUCAAGAUAACGAGACAAUCAACAAUUCUGUCCUUUCUGCCGGAUCCUAUGCAUCUAUCUGUACCUUCGAGGGCUCUAACAUGACCAAGAACAGCUCCAUAUCAUCAUUCACGCCCAAUUCCAAUGAUCACAGCUUUUCCUCACAAGAUGAAUCCAGCCAAAAUACUACGCCGGAGAAAUCAGGUAAUGGUGCUAAAGUGGAAAAUAAAUAUGUUGUUUCUCUCCCAAUGAAGCAAAAACAAAGAAGUCCACAGAGAUCCUCUGAUUCAACAACAAAGGUGCCCAAGGAAGAAAUUAUACAAGAGUUUAUGAAAUUUCGGUCGCGAGAUAGUGCUAAACAACAGAAACCAGGUAGCAAUGCUGAAGGGGAAAAUAAAUAUGCUGUCUCUCCUCUAAUGAGGGAGAAACAAAAAAUUUCUCAGAAAUCUUCUGACGUGCCUGUUCUUUCAACUGAUAAUGGCAUGAAUAAUGGGCUAGAUUCAAUUGCAUUUAGUUAUUCCGAAAUCCAGAUUGCAACAGAGAAUUUUUCAUCUGAUAAUUUACUCGGGGAAGGAGGAUAUGCUGUUGCCUAUAAAGGCCAACUUAAGGAUGGGCAGCUCAUUACAGCAAAGGUGCUAAAAGAUGCAAGUACACAAGGGCCUGCAGAAUUUCAUUCUGAUGUAUAUGCCCUGAGUUUUGCACGCCAUAAGAACAUUGCGAGGCUUCUUGGUUAUUGUUGCAAGGAAAACAUUAACAUCUUGGUCUAUGAAUACAUCUGCAACAAAUCUCUAGAGUGGCAUUUAUUUGAUAAUACGGAUCAUGUUCUUGAGUGGCACACAAGACGUUCUAUUGCCAUUGGAAUUGCACAAGGUUUGCGUUAUCUACAUGACGAGUGUCGGGGAUGUCCUAUUAUUCAUCUGGAAGUGAGGCCUAGCCAAAUAUUGCUCACGGAUGACUUGGUUCCCAUGCUGGGAGACUUUGGACUAGCAAAAUGGAAGACGGACGAGGCUGAUAGGCAAACACGAAUUCUUGGCACUCUAGAAAAUCUUGCACCAGAGUACACAGAAAAUGGCAAUGUUUCUGUAAAAAAAGAUGUUUAUGCAUUCGGGGUUGUCUUGUUACAACUAAUAUCAGGACGCCGGAUAGUGGAUUCAACUAGUGACAACAGCCAACACUCCAUUAUACAAUGGGCGUUGCCACUGAUUCAGACGCUUGCAUUAGAAAAGCUUGUUGAUCCUCGCCUUGGGGACUCGUAUAGGAUUUAUGAACUCUACCAUAUGGCUAAAACAGCAUGCUUAUGUGUCCAAAUGGACCCUGCUAUGCGCACGUCAAUGGGAGAGGUGUUGCACCUUCUUGAUGGUAAACACGAUCAUUUCCUCUGA
Fraxinus pennsylvanica is the source of this 1962-nucleotide messenger RNA. Lineage: Eukaryota; Viridiplantae; Streptophyta; Magnoliopsida; Lamiales; Oleaceae. The record is from the annotation of a GenBank genome assembly.